Molecule: messenger RNA, 3068 nt
Organism: Alligator sinensis (Chinese alligator)
Lineage: Eukaryota; Metazoa; Chordata; Crocodylia; Alligatoridae
Gene: VGLL1
Product: vestigial like family member 1
Exons: 3
Coding region: 1079-2113 (344 amino acids)
Biological process (GO): regulation of transcription by RNA polymerase II
Cellular component (GO): nucleus
Source: RefSeq, a predicted model, not a curated record
AUGCUACCUGCGUAUCUUGAAGCGGGUUAGUCUUAGUUUCUUCUGCUGAAGCUUUUCUGUUUUACGUAAAAUAAUUCUUGAGACAACAAGAGGAAAAGAGAUCUAUUCCUGUGGUUUGAUGCUGCACCUGUGAACGUUGAUCCAAAGGGAUAUGCUGUCAAUAGGAAAAGGAUUGAGUGUCCUAUAGCUUGGUAGUGAAGAACUGGCUCUUGACAGCAGUGGAGAGAACUGAACUGCUCCUGCACACGCAGGGUGAUUGGUAAGAGGGGUUGGCCCAUGUUGCUGGCAGUUCAUAGAAACAGUCUCUGGGAGUAGGUUCACGGUCAAAGUGCUGGUAUUUGGUGAGGUUGAUCCAAGUGCAGGAAUAGUUUGGGGAUGACAAACAGGUUUUUGGCUGCGUUACCUUGUUAUCGGGGGGUGGAAAACGUGCUGUAACUAAAGCCAACAGAAGCUUUUUGUUGUAUCCACAUGUAUGUCCCUAGUCAUCGUCAUGGGCUCAGAAAGGCAGGAGGGGUGGGAUGAGAUGAGAAAAGACAGCAAAAGGUUGCUGUCGAUGGAGAACAUCCACCUUUUCUGCUUAAAAGAAUGCUGAAUACGCUAUUACUUCAUUUCAAAUGCAAGCAUACCUGACCUGUAGGAAAAUAAUGAUUUUAAAGAACAAAACAACACCUAGUCAUGUACCCAUCUGGGUUCUUUGCCAUGUUUUUGACUCUGAAGCAUUGGCAGGCAGACACCGUCUCCUUGUGUGUACAGUGUCACCAAAACCUAUUUAAAAUCCUAUUUUCCUCAUUCCUGAAACCUCCUAACCUGGUUGACUCGUCGGAGUACAUUUCAUGCAUUCCUAGGAGCUGGGCUGCAGGAAACGCCUAGUUCAGUCGCAGCUAGAGGCUAGAGAGCAGUAGGGAGUUCAUGAACACUCCCUGCCUCCUCCCACCAUCGCUGCAGACAGCACGCAUCCACGCAGCGAGAGAACCGCAGGCUCCCUGGACACGGCUGCCGGACUGUCCAGCAUGAGGACAGCCUUCACCAGAGGCACUCAAUGGAAGGCACUAAGUGAAGGCACGAAUUAUCACUGAGGAUGGAAGAAACCAGGGAAAAUGCUGCCAAUCUGAGCCAAAGCAAACAGCCUGUGAAAACAGAAUGGGGGUCGCAGUGUGUUGUAUUUACUUACUUCCAUGGGGACAUCAACAGUGUGGUCGACGAACACUUCUCGAGAGCUUUGAGCAAUGUCAAGAGCCCGCAAGACCUAAGCACGAAGCACAAAGACCUAAGAAAAGAUAGCAUGUCUCCCCAGCCCUGGAAUUUCUCUUCUCACUGGACCAAGCCAUAUCAGUCCUCUCCUGCUACAAACGUGUCUCCUUCUGGUCUGAAUUUGUCUGCUGCUGCCGUGCAAGCCGACUACCAGCCGCCCGUUCUGCAGAGUCAUCCGACUCAGCCUGCAGACUUAUGGCACUUUCCUGCUAUAGGCAAUCCAGGCCUCGUGAGCUCGGGACAUCACCACUCCUUUCCUGACUUGCAUGUGAUGCAAGCACCAACCUCUGGUGGGAAAUAUGGUUCUCUCCUUGGUCUCCUGCAACAGGAAAGGUGUCCAGCACCUAGGCAGGACCCUGUCAUGAAGCAAGACUCCAGCCCUGCCUGUAUGGCUGGAUCUGCCAGGUUACCAAACACGAGUCAAAGUUUAACUCCUGGGGAAGGUAAGGAAAUAUUUACUGCCACUUCUGCCCUGAUGAUUCCCCUGCCUGGGAAAGAUAGACUGUGCCUCAAGGUGACAAAAGCAGGCUUGUUUGGCUUCAUCCCUCUAGCUCAAAGCCUUGGGCUGAAAGUGUUUCCAACAGGCCAUCAAUCGUAUGUGGGACUUGGGAAUUUUGGGCAAUGCAGUGUGGACAGAAAAAUCCAUCCUGUGCACUGCCUUGCACGGCUCCUUACUGCUGGUGUUACAAAAGGUCGAUGGCAAAUAUUUAGCGUAAACUAUAACCUGUUUGGGGCACUGCUAGAAAUAACCAAGUGCUCCACAGAGCCCUUCCUGCCAGUGGCUUUCAAACCAGGUGAGGAGCCGCCCCAAGCGCAGAUGGAAGAUGAUGACAAAGGGGUGGAAUGUCGAGAGAUCGUCUGAGCAACCCGGCCGUUGCGCAGGGCCUUAAUUAUACUCUGAAUAUAGUAACAGAAACCACAGCACCCAUGAAAAACACGUCCACGCACCUCGAGGUUUAUUUCCCUCCCCUGGCCAUGCCCGUCUCCCAGCCAGGCCUGGGGUUCCACAGAAUGAGUCUGUCCUUUGUUCCCCAUGUUAACGCUUUAAAUCUGCAAUGAUCUAUACAGCACACUCUUUAGGGAGAGCAGUUUGCACGGAGCUUGUGACAGCUUCCAGCACACCCAGCCACCGGGCAAACCUGGUCCUCGUUUCAUCACUGUUUGUAAUGCCUGUGGGCUGGGCCCACAGUGAAGACGGGGGUCCUCUACCCCAGGGAGUUUGCAGUCCAGGUGGCAACUAAACUGAAUCACCCACUGAGCCAGAUCUAAGGAGCUCAGCCUGCUUCACAGGGACCCGCAUCAGCACAGCUGUGCCUAGCUGGCACCACUGUCUAAACAUACCCAGGACUGAACAGGCAUAUGGAUGCUAGACUCCCCUCUUACAUAAGCAUUCAGGGUCCCAAGGGGACAGAUUUGCUGCUUCCCAGCCACCUCCAGUCCACCUCUGGCAGAGGAUCUCAAAACACUUUUCACACUUUGUGAAAUCAUCAUACCUGCCUGGCCACAUCUGUUUGUGGGCAAACAGGGAAACUGAGGCAGGGAUUUCUGAGCUCUCACUGACCAAGCCCUGUGUGCACCCAAAUUCCCUCCAGUCGCCUAUAACGGCCCAGGAAGCUUGAAUCCUGGCUCUUACCAGCAGAUCUCUCUCUCCAGGCACGUUUUUAACAACCGUUAUUUACAUUUAUAAAAAAAAUCCCAAAAACCAGAGUGGGCUGCAAAAGCACAAGGUUUCAUGCAGAAACAGCCUGCACGAAGACUGCUUUUAGUUCUGUGCUGUGGCAGCAGCAUCUUCUCUGAUUGUUUUUUCUUGUGGUUUU